AUAAACUAAUUGGUUCACAUGUUACACACUGCUGACGCUUAUAAGCAAACUACGUUCGAAAUAUUAGCUGCAGCUGGGUGUGCACUUAACUAAAUAAGUAAAUAAAUCUUAGUACAACGAUAACAAAGUUACUACUACUGUUAUAUAAGGUUUGCAAAGUGGGAUAAAUUAGUUUGCCACGAGCAGGAUGUCUAUUAUGAACUUUCCCGGAUUCCUCUCAGAGUUAAAGAAUUAAUUAUAUAUUUCACUUGUUUCACACAAGCAGCUACUAUUAACAGACAUGGACUUCGGUAACGCCACUCAACAACCUGUUGAUAAACCACCAGAGUACUUUGAAGCAACAGGAUACAAGACUGAUUCUGGAUUUCCCCCUCCUCCUGUAUACCCUUCAGCACCUGAGUAUCCACCCCAACCUGGAUAUCCACCGCAACCAGGAUAUCCACCCCAACCUGGAUAUCCACCGCAACCAGGAUAUCCACCCCAACCUGGAUAUCCACCGCAACCAGGAUAUCCACCCCAACCUGGAUAUCCACCACAACCAGGAUAUCCACCCCAACCUGGAUAUUCCUCACCACCUGGUUACGCUUCACCUUAUCCAGGACAACAAUCACAACAGCAGCAACAACAAACUGUUAUUGUAAACUCCCAAACUGGAAUAGUGGCUAGCAGUUCAGGAAGACGUGUCAAAACGUUCAUUAUCCUUGCUUUUGUUAUCGUCCUGUUUGCCAUCAUAAUGAUAAUAAUAAUAGGAGGACUCUAAACAUACAAUUUAAAACAAUUAUUAGAUGGAACUUUCCAUUGAAUUAUUUGUUUUUUUGUAGGGACAGGUGGUGUUUUUUUGUUUUUUGU
Messenger RNA from Octopus sinensis (East Asian common octopus), 849 nucleotides. Its product is annotated as annexin A7. The transcript is spliced from 3 exons. The record is from RefSeq and is a predicted model, not a curated record. The coding region runs from base 281 to 760 and encodes 159 amino acids. Lineage: Eukaryota; Metazoa; Mollusca; Cephalopoda; Octopoda; Octopodidae.